Molecule: messenger RNA, 273 nt
Organism: Penicillium hordei
Lineage: Eukaryota; Fungi; Ascomycota; Eurotiomycetes; Eurotiales; Aspergillaceae
Exons: 1
Coding region: 1-273 (90 amino acids)
Source: RefSeq, a predicted model, not a curated record
AUGGCCUUCCGGACGAGGUAUCCCGAUCUCCCGCUGUGGGUUUGUUUCUCAACUAAGUCUGGAGAUACUAGCGCAGCUUCGUCCCAAUCCGCUUCGCUUAUUGAGUUUGCUAUGGGUCCGCAGCUCCAGACGAGCACGAUUUCCACGGUAGCUGUACGGACUAGACCGCGAAGGCCAUCGAGGAUCAUUCAUGCCGCAGCAGGCCUGGGCUAUGGGAACACGGGCCGAGGGAGGUCAUGGGGAUUGGCCACGUUAUGGCUAGAUGAGUACUAA